Lymnaea stagnalis (great pond snail) is the source of this 2671-nucleotide messenger RNA. The record is from the annotation of a GenBank genome assembly. Lineage: Eukaryota; Metazoa; Mollusca; Gastropoda; Lymnaeidae.
UGUUCUAGCUGCACUACUGGGCUGCUGCUCAUCUAACUGUAUUUCGGGGGUGCUGAUAAAAAUAUCAAAAUGCGUCGAAACAUUUUCUGCCUUGCUUGUCUCUGGAUCGUGCAAGGUAAAGACAGAAUCAUCCAGUGUUCUUGGUAGCGAGUCGUCUUAGAGUUACGUUAGGUUGGCGAUUACGGUGUCAAAAACUAAUGGUAUCAAGAGUGACUAAUGGAAUCACAUUCAUUUGUAUCAUCUGAAGUUGAUAGAAAGUUGGUUAAGAAACGUGAGGUUUUUAAAUACGAAGACAGAGAGGAUGAUAAAAUCGAGAUUUAAAUUUAUAUAUAUAAAUUAACAUAAACAUAAACAAUAAACAUAAAAUAUGAAAUAUUACGCUACGAAAUGUUCUCACUUUUAUUGGCCCACCCUAUAUAGGCCUAUAUAAUAUAUAUAUAUAUAUAUAUAUAUAUAUAUAUAUAUAUAUAUAUAUAUAUAUAUAUAUAUUUGCAGAGCUCAAUAAUAACCUGAAAAUAUACAAAAUAUAUAAAUAUAUUUUAAAAAUACGAUAAUUUUAAAAAUAAACCUUAAGAAAAUUUUAAUAUAAAUAAAUAAUAAUAUUUUUUUAAAAAUAUUAUUAUUUUACUAUUUUGCUCUCGGUUCUUGCAAUUCUGUUAAGUAAGUUAUUAUUUUAAUUUUAGAAAAUUAUAAGACACGACAAGUGACAUUAUUAGUAUUUUUCUUUCAAUUUUCUCUACCUACAGGGUGUCUAAGCUUGGACCGGGCAGACAUCUUGUACAACAUACGUCAGACAUCGAGACCGGAUGUGAUUCCCACACAGCGAGAUCGCCCAGUGGCUGUGUCCGUCUCUUUGAAGUUCAUCAACAUCUUGGAAGUGAAUGAAAUAACCAAUGAAGUGGACGUGGUCUUUUGGCAGCAGACGACAUGGUCGGACAGGACCCUCGCCUGGAACAGUUCUCACUCACCAGAUCAGGUUGUACUGUGUACAAGGAUCUGAGUUAUUGGCUACCACAUAUUAAAGUGCCGUACUCUGUUCAACUACACUUGUUAAGACUUAGCUACCAAAUAUUAAAGGACCAUACAAUGUUCAACUACCCCUGGGUUUUAUGCUGUUAAGACUUAGCUACACAAUAGUAAAAGGCCAUUCUCUGUUCAACUACCCUUGUUAAGACUUAGCUACCAAAUAUUAAAGGACCAUAAUAUGUUCAACUACCCCUGGGUUAUAUGCUGUUAAGACUUAGCUACAAAAUAGUAAAGGGGCAUUCUCUGUUCAACUACCCUUGUUAAGACUUAGCUACCAAAUAUUAAAGGACCAUACAAAGUUCAACUACCCCUGGGUUAUAUGCUGUUACGACUUAGCUACCAAAUAUUGAAGGGCGACACUCUGUUCUUCUGCCUCUGGGUUAUAUGCGGUUAAGACUUUUACUUAAAUCCGAAGUCGAAUUUGAUGCGAGUUAACUCUUUUCCGGAAUCCUAAUAAAAAGUUCGACAGCCUGAGAAAUGGCCGGUGUUGUCCAGAGAAAGGUUUUGGUGUUUUGGGGGACAGGGGUGUGCCUGGAUACAGCAAAAAUGGGGGCCCUUUUAAAUAUAUAGCUUAGAACUCAGUGUGUCAUAGAAACGAUUCCAAUCUUGCCCUAUGAAUAAUCCAGGAAUGUCGUUGUCAAUGAGUUUUCCCAGACUUAGAAUUGAACAUAUCCUUUUUAGCUCCAAAGAUUAUUUUCUGUUAUGGAUUUAUAAAGAUUUCCUUAAAAUGUUUCAAUAUUUCGCUGUAAAAAAUCCAAUCUCAGAAUUUUGUAAUUAAAAAAGAACAAUUUAAAAAAAUUGCGUUUGAUAUUGAUACCGUUUUGGUUUAACUCUAAAAAGAAACUUAAAUUUUAGUCAAAUGGGACUUUUUAACAGUGCAAAAUAUAUACAAGUGAAUUGCAUACUUCUUUUUUAAGGAUUGAUGCAAGUUGAUCGAUAAUUUUGUUUCAUAUAAUUGCAUAUAAAAUAAUAAUAUGGUUAAAUAUUAACAUUAAUGAUCAAACAGCUUUUAAGCAAUUGAGGGACUAUGUGUAUUUUUUUUUUUUUUUUACAUCUUCCUCAUUUGGUAUGAAAUAUAGUUUUAACGCAACACUCCUUAUCGUUCCAUGUCGCAGGUUUCCGUGCCAAUAAGCUCUUUGUGGGUGCCUGACCUCGCUGCAUACAACGCCAUCUCGAAACCUGAAGUCCUUACACCGCAACUGGCCAGGGUCGUAUCCGAUGGUGAAGUGCUGUACAUGCCGAGUAUCCGCCAGCGGUUCUCCUGCGAUGUAUCGGGUGUCGAUACGGAGUCCGGUGCUACGUGUCGGAUCAAAAUUGGUUCCUGGACCCACCACAGUGGAGAGAUUUCUGUAGAUCCCACGACAGAAAAUAGUGAUGAUUCUGAAUACUUCUCCCAAUACUCUCGCUUUGAAAUCUUGGACGUCACACAGAAGAAGAACUCGGUUAUCUACUCUUGCUGUCCGGAGGCAUACGAGGACGUUGAAGUGAGUCUCAAUUUCCGGAAGAAGGGACGCUCCGAAAUUCUUUAGUCAAGCGUUUAUGUUCCGACUGAUAUCCUAAGCGCAUCAUUUAAGGAAGAAAUGAAUCCUCAUGGAUAGAAUUCUUGUCUAACAUUUAAAAAAAAAUGUAUACAGCUAUUAGCCAU